Messenger RNA from Pristis pectinata (smalltooth sawfish), 2000 nucleotides. RefSeq names its product cellular repressor of E1A-stimulated genes 2 (gene creg2). Lineage: Eukaryota; Metazoa; Chordata; Chondrichthyes; Rhinopristiformes; Pristidae. The transcript has 4 exons. The record is from RefSeq and is a predicted model, not a curated record. Bases 53 to 958 code for a protein of 301 amino acids.
GCGGUAUUUUUUUGGUGUUUAUUGAGAAGCUGUUUACCAGCGGGCAGGAGCCAUGACCGCAUUGUCUCUGUUUACAGUGGUCUUGCUGGCUUGGAUGGUGCGCCGCAGCCGCAGCUAUGUGAUCGUCAACUCCGUGUCCUGGGCAGUCACUAACCAGGAGGAGACGGUGUCCACCGAAAUCGACGAGGAGGACGGCGAAGUACUGCCCAACCGGCUCUUCCAGAGCAGCAGCAGCGGCGGCAGCAUCUGGAAAGCCUCCUACCCCGCCGCCGUCUACCAGCAGCAGCAGCAACCGCAGCAGGACGGCAUCGGAGAGUCCAGGGCCGUUGCCAGGCUGCAGAGUCACAAAGAGGCGCUCGGCUUCCCCUCCAGGAUGUUCUCCUACCGCAGAGAUGGGUUGAGUGUGAAGGGGGUCGGACAGCCACCCCCCGAGCCGCCUCAGCGGGGGAGAGCACGGAUCGCCCGCCACCUGCUCCACUCCAGUAACUGGGGCUUCCUGGCCACUUUCUCCACCCUGGACAAGAUAAAAGGACUGCCAUUCGGAAACAUUUUAUCGAUCAGCGAUGGCUCCCCAGACAACAGUACUGGUGUUCCAUUCUUCUGUGUCAGUCGAGCAGACAGAACAGCUACAGAUCUGAUGAACAAUCCCAGUGCUUCUUUAACAUUGUCAGAAACUGAGCCAAAUUACUGCAGGCAAAAUCUCAUUAACCCUGAGGAUCCGAGAUGUAGCAGGCUGACUCUUACAGGUCAAAUGGUGACUGUGUCCUCUGACGAAAUUGAAUUUGCAAAGCAAGCCCUGUUUUCAAGACAUCCAGUGAUGAAGAAGUGGCCUCCAGAACAUAAUUGGUUCUUUAUGAAAAUGAAUAUUCGACAAGUAUGGCUCCAGAACUGGUUUGGAGGGGUUGCCAAAAUCCCAGUAGAAGAUUAUUUCAAAGCCAACCCAAUGAGUAUUGAAUAGGUUCUAAAAGAGCACACCCAAGAGAAUAAAACAUUGUUUACAGUUUUUUGCAGGUGCCCAUUUUGUAUCUUUAGGCUGGAAAAGCUUUUUUCCGUUUUGGGCAUACCAGUUGGGUAUAGAAGGAACAUUUUAUUAAAAGAAGAUAUUUAUUGCUAUCAAGGCCAACACUGAUUGUCCAUCCCUAAUUGCCCUUGUGAAGGUGGUGAUGAACAUUUUUAAACCCCUGUGUAAUUCAGGUGGUGAGGGUACUACCGUGGUCUUGUCUGUUAAGGAAUUGUGGGAAUUGGAAGGACAUAUGGCAUGGUGUAAUAUGGCAACUUUGCCUCUUCUCCUUGCCAAUAUUUCUUGCUUAUGCUAUUACUAAUCGCAUUGAUGUGCUAGCCUGUGCUGCAAGGAAUGUGUUACUAUACCUCAACUCUGUAUUGUGUUAAAAUGCUAAAAAAGAUUGUGCUUUGGAACUGCUGAUUAUUUUAAUAAAAUCCUGCAAACGUUCUGCAGGAUUUCAAGUUUGCUUUUCUGCCUUGAGAUUAACCCAUGACAGCAUGCAGCUUUCAGAAUUUGAUUACAGAAUGUUGUGGCUUGAGUUAUUCUGCAUUAGUAUAUAUUGACAGUACUGCUUGCUGCAAAUAUUUAAAAUUUCAGGGCAAUACAUUAGUUUGUUGCAGCAAUUUAUGAUUGUUAUCAAAUGUAAUCUUGAAUUUCGAUAUAAUUAAUAAAAUGGGCCAUGUGAUCCCAGCAAUUUACUUGCCUGUCUCAUAUACAAAAACUAUGCUGUGCAGAACAGGUACAAACAAGAGAAUGUUCUGUAAAGCACUUGGUAUUUGUUGAAACAUUUAAAUGUUUGUGCCAGCAGACAUCCAAUGAUAAAGGAGUGGCCUCCAGUGGUUUCUGUCUACUGUGAGGCCAUGGCAUAAAGCCCUCAUCUAAAAUCUUUUUAAAUGUGCAGAGUGCUUUUGACUCAACUGCUCUUUCAGGUGCAGUUGCUAUGUUGAAUAAUCUGUGAUGAUUCAUCGUAAUUUGUAAUAAAACAGCAUGUUUCACA